This is a messenger RNA of Nicotiana tabacum (common tobacco), 830 nucleotides long. RefSeq lists its product as uncharacterized. The record is from RefSeq and is a predicted model, not a curated record. Gene Ontology annotation, molecular function: nucleic acid binding. Lineage: Eukaryota; Viridiplantae; Streptophyta; Magnoliopsida; Solanales; Solanaceae.
AACUAAUUGUAAAGAAAUUGCAGAGACAAUUUUUGAGGUUGAAGGAGGUGGUUCGGUCACUCAAAUUUCUUCCAUCUUUGCUGUUUAGAAGAAUUUCUGGCUUCUGUUUUUUUUUUUCCGAUUCUGGUUUCUGCUCGUAGGAACGAGAAAUAAGAAAGUGAAUUCAAAGAUAUGAGAUCGGGUGGAGGAGGAGUAGAGUAUGAAUCCGCCGGCUUGGGACUGUCUAUGAGUUAUGCCGAAACGGGUGCUUCUUCAACCUCAAUUCCUAUUCAUUCCUCCAACCUUGGUUUUAAGCUGUUGAAAAAGCAUGGCUGGAGAGAAGGAACUGGACUUGGCAUUGCUGAACAGGGCAGAUUGGAACCUGUGCCAACUUAUAUCAAGAAAAAUAAGAGAGGCUUGGGAGCAGAGAAGUCAAAGAAGGCAGCAGAGCACCAUAAAAGUUCCGGGCUUUCCUUGGGCGGGAGGAUUGUAAAAGAUGGGGAGAAAGAAAAAGCGUCUGAUGUACAGAAGACAAAGGAAAUCUCUAAAAAGAUGAAGAAAGUACUAGAGUUUGAGAAGCGCAUGCAAGAGAAAGAAUUUGAGCGAGCAUUUUUUAGGGAAUUCUGGCCAGAUAAUGUUUAGUUUGUCCCCUUGUCUAAUUUUGUUUUACGCCAUAUAUUUCAGCCACAGUAAAUUGUUUCCUUCUGCCUCUUGGAUGAAUAUUCAUUAUCUUUGUUUUGAACAUAUUUAGAAUGAUAUCCAAUCUUGAGAUAUUUGUAAACUGAAGGGUACAUUACAAAUGUCUAUCAAAUGUAUCAGUAUUUAAACAAGUGCUUGGUCCGUCCCAUAUU